Messenger RNA from Capsaspora owczarzaki ATCC 30864, 1175 nucleotides. RefSeq names its product nuclear cap binding protein subunit 2. NCBI's taxonomy places the organism in Eukaryota, Filasterea, Ministeriida, Capsasporidae. Gene Ontology annotation, cellular component: nuclear cap binding complex. The record is from RefSeq and is a predicted model, not a curated record. The transcript has 2 exons. The coding region runs from base 75 to 1154 and encodes 359 amino acids. Gene Ontology annotation, biological process: mRNA cis splicing, via spliceosome. Gene Ontology annotation, molecular function: RNA cap binding.
GCUCUUUUCCCCUUUCUCUUCAGUGCUUUCCCCCGCUCUGCAUAAUUUUCAUUGUCGUCGAUUGUCCUGCUACGAUGGCGUCCGUCAUUCCUAUUGAUUUCACCGAGUCGCAGUACCGCGACCAGCGCUUCAAGGGCGAGAAGGAGGAGCAAUCGCGCAAGCUCGCCAACUCGACGACGCUCUAUGUCGGCAACCUGAGCUUCACCACGACCGAGCCGCAGAUGGUCGAGCUCUUCUCGAAGUGCGGGCCCGUUCGCCGUGUCGUCAUGGGCCUCGACCGCAUCAAGCGCACCCCCUGCGGAUUUGCCUUUGUCGAGUACUACACGCGGAGAGACGCCGAGGACUGCAUGAAGUACGUGACUGGGACGCGGCUGGACGACCGCCCAAUCCGCACCGACUGGGACGUCGGCUUUGAGGAAGGCCGCCAGUUUGGCCGCGGGAUGAGCGGCGGCCAAGUCCGCGACGAGUUCCGCGAUGACUUUGACGAGGGCCGCGGCGGGUUUGGCAAGGGCACGCCGACAGGCGGCACGGGCGGCGUUGGCGUCAGGCCAGGCGGGCCGUUCAACGCGGGCUACGGUGGCAGUGGCAGGCAUCACCACCACCACGGAGGAGGUGGUCAAGGUCAUCAGGGGUAUAACGGAAGCCAAGGAAGCCAAGGUCAAGGCCAUGGAUACAACGGAUCGCGCGGUGGCUACGGCGGCGGUGGCCAGCAGCAACGCAACAAUCGAAACAACCACCAGAGCAACAACUACCAGAGCAACAAUAGCAAUGCUGGAGGACGCUAUCAUCACUCAUCAUCAUCAUCAUCAGGAUGGGGUAACAACUACCAGCAGGCGCCAUUGUACGCGCAGCAACCGCCGCCGGCUCUGGGAUCUGCGUUUGCGAUUGCAGAGGCUGCUGCUGCUGCCGCGGCCGCCGCGUCGGCAAAACGACCACACGAAGACGCCAACAGCCCCAGCGACAGCGCUAACACGGUCAGCACCACCGCCGCCGCAGACGACAGCUCGGAGCACGCAAGCAAGCGGCAGCGGAUGGGCGACGACGGCGAAUCCAGCGCAACCAGUCAACCGAUUUUCGACCAGGCGACUGCUGCUGCUGCAGCAAGCGCAGACACUGGCGAUGAUGUUGAAGAUAUGGUACAAUACGAUGAAUAAAGCGUGAGCUUUUGAGUGCAA